Molecule: messenger RNA, 1197 nt
Organism: Nasonia vitripennis (jewel wasp)
Lineage: Eukaryota; Metazoa; Arthropoda; Insecta; Hymenoptera; Pteromalidae
Gene: CRIF
Product: growth arrest and DNA-damage-inducible, gamma interacting protein 1
Cellular component (GO): nucleus
Source: RefSeq, marked validated
AUAUAUAUAUACUUUAAAUGGCGACGACUGGCACGCUUCUGCUUUUCGUCGCCGCUAAAACAUCAAUAAAAAGUGUUUUUGAACGUUAUUCUAAGUAAUCUUAGUUAAUUUUAGUAUAGAUCAUAGAAGAGCGUUUUUAUAAUAAUCGAGUCUGCAGCGAAGUGUGAAUCAAUAAUGCGAAUUUGAACAUUGUUUUGUUGACUACAAUAUUAACCUAACUUUUACUGAAAAAGCACAGUAUAGUAUAUAUUUGCAAUAAUUUUUGUUUUAAUACUUCGUAAUCAUCUCAACAAUGAGUGUCAAUCUUCUCAUAAGUCGACCUGCGACUGUAGCACUGCAAGCACUGAAGAAUGUAUCGAAAUGCUGCUACGCGACUAAAAUCAAAAGUAUUGUUGACGAGUUAAAUGUCGAGGAAACACCAGCUUAUGAAACUGAGGCUAAAUUUACUGAAGAAGAAAUUGCUCAAAUGAGAAAUAAAUCACUCCUAUGGCCAGAGCAUUAUCGAAUACUUCAUGGUCAGAGGCCAUACAAUGAAAGCAAAGAACAUUAUCAUGACAGAGUGUGGUAUAAGAAAAGAGUAUUGGGUAGAUAUGGCAUAGACGCAGUUGACGUUCCUGCAGGCAUCUGUUGGCCAAGCAAAGAAGAUAUUGCAGAUAAGAAAGAAUACGAGAGUCUUGCUUUUCCUAGUGACAUACAGGGAUUGUGGAAAGAGAUUGAAGAACAAAAGAAAGAAGAAGCUGAAGCAAUUCGCAAAAGAGAAGAAGAAAUUGACAAAGCUAUGGCCAAUUUUGAAAAAUGGAAGGCAGCUUUGGAGGCAAAAGUGGCAAAAAAAGAGGCUGAACUGAGAGCAGCCAAAAAGAAGAAAGAAAAAGUGAUGCAAGAGAUCAAAGAACAAAUUGGUUACAACAUAGAUCCACGUGAUGAGCGAUUCAAGCAGAUAUUGGAACAAAAAGAGAAAGAGGACAAAAAGAAAAAGAAGGAGGAAAAGAAAAAAUUGAGAGCUGAAAAAUUGAUGGCAUAUUUGGCAAAACAAUCUCAAGAAAUAGACAAGAAAGUUCUGCAGUCAGAGCCUGCUCAACAGUCUAGUGAAACUUCACCAUCUGCGAGUGAGAACAAGGUUGAGAAAGACAGCAAAAAGUCAGAAUAAUUCUUUUUUUAAGAUCUUGUACAGUUUGUUAUAUAACUAUUAAAAAAAAA